Molecule: messenger RNA, 1669 nt
Organism: Brassica rapa (field mustard)
Lineage: Eukaryota; Viridiplantae; Streptophyta; Magnoliopsida; Brassicales; Brassicaceae
Source: RefSeq, a predicted model, not a curated record
AACAACCUUGUUUGACUGGGUUGCAUCGGAAGUUAAGUUUCCUGAUGGUUAUGUUUCAAAUAUGUCAAGAUGUAUUGAACGAGGUCAAAAGUUCUCCGGAAUGAAAAGUCAUGAUUGUCAUGUGUUUAUGCAACGACUGCUUCCAUUUGCUUUUGCCGAGCUCCUUCCAGCAAAUGUCCACGAAGCACUUGCAGCCAUCGGAGCAUUUUUCAGAGAUCUUAGCACACGUACGUUCAAAGAAGAAGUCAUCGAACAACUUCAUCAGAACAUUCCGAUCAUAUUGUGCAACCUGGAGAAGAUAUUUCCUCCUUCAUUUUUUGACGUCAUGGAGCAUCUAGUUGUCCACCUACCGUAUGAAGCAUUGCUUCGUGGACCUGUUCACAACGGAUGGAUGUAUCCGUAUGAGCGACAGAUGAAACAUUUGAAGGGGAAAGCAAGAAAUCUUGCAAAGGUAGAAGGUUCAAUAGUUGCAGGGAGUUUGACAGCCGAAACAUCUAACUUCACAUCAUACUACUUUGCUCCAACUGUUCGUACGAGAAAAAGAGUUCCUAGAAGAUAUGAUGAUGGUGGAGUACCGACAUCAUAUCCAAUUGAUGGUGUUCCUGACAUUUUCUGCGAAAUUGGACGGUUUGGUGGUAAAACGAAAGAAGUAUGGUGGUCAUGUGAAGAAGAUAAACAUAGUGCCCACACUUAUAUUCUGCUCAACUGCGAGGAUGCAAUGACCCGUUACUUUGAAAGGAUGUUUGUAUCUCAAGUUGAAGAAGCAAUACCAGGAAUAUCUGCAACUGAUGUGGAUACACGUAAAGAUAAACACUUUGUCAAGUGGUUAAAAUCACAGGUUGAUUAUGACGAUCCUUAUUAUCCCGUAUGGUUUCAUGAAUUGGUUCAAGGUCCAGUUGCAAAGGUCACCACAUCACCUAUGUAUUUCACACGAGGAUUUACCUUUCACACAUACGAGUAUGGGAGACAUCGGGCAACGAGUAACUACGGAAUAUGUGUGAAAGGUGAAACAGACUUUUACGGGAUAUUGCAGGAGAUUAUUGAAGUGGAAUUUCCGGGGUUAUUGAAGCUAAAAUGCGUGCUCUUCAAAUGUGAAUGGUUCGAUCCUGUUGUGAACCGAGGGAUUCGGUAUAACAAAUUUGGUGUUGUGGAUGUCAAUUUUGGGAGAAGAUACAACAAAUUUGAGCCUUUCAUUUUAGCUUCACAAGCCGAGCAAGUUAGCUUCCUUCCUUAUCCUCGGCUUCGAACUUCCGGGAUAAACUGGGUAACUGCUAUCAAAGUUACACCUCGUGGACGCAUUGUCGUUGGAGAAGAACCGCCCUUGCAAGAAGAAGACGCUAUCACUGAAGUUGAGGUACCAGAACAACCAACUGAUGAAAUCCUUUUGAUCGACCCGCAAAACUUUCAAUAUGAAGAUAUUCCCGAAGAUGCGACAGAUGAAGCACGUGAAGACGAGUUCGAGAGAAGCGACGAUGAUGAUUGUAAUGAUAGUGAUGAGAACGAAAACGAUUUAGAGUGAUGUAAUAUAUGUAUCAAAUGUUGGAUUUCUCUAUUGUAACAUUUUCUAAAAGAAAGAGUAAGAAGUAGUAUGAUAUAAGAUAUGAUGUUAGAUGAUAUGUCACUUUGGGGUUUAGGGAUUUCAUUCUCGGUGUUUAGGGUUAAGCGUCGU